UGGUGGUGCUGCGGCACCAUCAGCAUGAAGAAUAACCGGGCUCCGGGGAGCAGAACCGGCACCGCAGGAGGAGGUGAAACAAGGCCGGGAUCCGGCUCUAAUGUGACCGACAUGGAGACACUGACGUUCGGGGGGCGUAGAGUGAAAAGCAGCGGCGGAGGAGCAGCUGCUGGUUCUGUUGGACCUCCUCCUCCUCCUCCAGCAUCAUCAUCAUCAUCAUCAUCAUCAUCAUCAUCCCACCACACACCUCCGCCGUCCAGCCAGCAGCAGCAAACACACAACACCACAAACAACAACACCGACACCGGGCAGCACCGGAGGUGGAGCAGCGGGGACACACAGCACCAUGGACGGGAGGAGGACGUCCUCCAGGUGGGGAAGAGCCGAGCGGAGGAGCGCCAUCACCAACACCAGCUGAACAGCAGUGAGGAGGAGGAGGAGGAGGAGCAGGAGGAGCGGAUGGAUGCCAGUCUGGGAUCAGCCACCACCAGCACCAGCAGCCCUCCUCCGAGCGGGCCCGGCUCCGGGUUUAAUCAUUAUUCUGGCUCUGGAAGAGGAGGGCCCAGCUUCCAGCAACAUGGCGGACAACAAAGCGCAGGGACUGGGCUGAGAGCGGCGCGCACGGCGGUACACAGCACCAUGGAUCAGGUCCAGAACUCCCACGACGGGUACAACAACAACAACAGCCCGUAUAACCACUACCCGAACUAUCGGCCCGGCUAUGGCACCGGCGGCUACGCGGGCAUGCUGAGCCCCUCACGGCCGGGGAGCAGCCUGCUGGGCCCGGGCGGCGGCGGCAGCUCGGCCGCUGCGAACCACAGCAAGGCGGCGAUGGCUGCUGCCAGCUCCCCGGCUGGAGGGGCGGCCGGCGGCGGCAACAACGGAGGCUUUCAGCGGUUUCCCGGACAGAACCAGAACCAGCAGCAGCUGCACCCGUCCGGAUCUACGCCGACCCUGAACCAGCUGCUCACGGCUCCCAGCACCAUGAUGCGGGCGUACGGGAGCGGGUACCCGGACUACAGCAACCCGAGCGCGGCUAAAGACACUGCGCAGUACGGAGGCUGGGCGGGACCGCAGCGGAACCACCCGGCCAUGAGCCCGGGCAGCACCGGGCCGGGCGGCGGCGGGCCGGGCGGCGGCAGACAGGUGCCGCCCAUGGACCCGAUGGCGAUGAAGCGCUCUCAGCUCUACGGGAUGAGCAACAACCCGUACUCCCAGCAGCAGGGGGCGCCGUACUCCGGCCAGCCCUACGGCUCGCCCUCCUCCCACAGAUACCCGAUGGGAAUGCCCAGCAGGGGGCAGAUGGGGAUGGGAGGGAUGCAGUACCCCCAGCAACAGAUGGGCUCUCAGUACCCUCAGCAGCAGCAGCAGCAGCAGCAGCAGCAGCAGCAGCAGCAGCAGCAGCAGCAGCAGAGCGUGGGCGGGUACUGUCAGCCGGGUCAGCCGCCGUACUUCAGCCCACCACAGCAGCAGCCCGCCGCCCCGAGCCAGCCGCCGUACAUGCAGCCACGCCCACUGCCACAACAGGAGGUGCCGCAGGAGGCGUACGGGGGGCGGGGCCAGUCUGCUGCUAUGACUCCUGGGAAGCCGAACCACGAGGAGAUGAGCCUGAGCCAACAGGAGAGGCCGUCCAGCCUGCCGGAUCUGUCCGGCUCCAUCGAUGACCUGCCCACCGGCACCGAGGCGGCGGUGAGUUCAGGGGCGUCGGGCUCCGGCAGCGCUCAGGGCGACCAGGGGACCCCGGCUCGUUCUCCUUUCUCCCCCCACGUCUCUCCUCGACUCCCCCCGCCAGCUCGCACCGGGCCCUCACCUUCCCCCUCGCCGUCCCCCGCCGGGUCCAGCAGCCAAUCACGAUCCGGACCAAUGUCACCCGCCACCAGCGGACCAGGCUCUCAGCUGGCCCCUCAGGUCUCUGGUCCUGGAUCAGAUGUUGGUCCUCAUCCCUCCCAGUCUGCCAUGACUCAGGACAGAGGUUUCCCUCCCUCCAUGCAGCGUAGCACCCAGGGGCCUCAGUUUGGCCCCCAGCAGUCGGCACCACCCAUGUCCCCUCACUCAGCACCGGGGGGGCCCAUGCACCACGGCUCCUAUCAGCAGGGCGGCUCAUACGGCCAGUACGGACCUCCAGGUAACUACCCUCGGCCCCCCCACUAUGGUGGAGCCCCCAGUGCCAACUACAGUAGCCCUGGCCCGGGACCCGGAUUAGCCAACAGCCUGGGGUUGAAUGCCAGCAGUCCCAUGCACGGUCAGGGCCCAUCCACCCCGGCAGGUCGCGGCCCUGGGCCCGGCCCCGGGGGACGACCUUACCCCGCCGGAGGGAGCACCAUGGCCCCCACGUCCCCUGGCAUGCCACAGCCUGCUGGGCAGGGUAUGGGGCCGCCGGGGCCCAACGCUGGCCGCAAACCGCCUGAGAUGGGCCCCAACGUUGGGCCCAGUGCCAACUCGUCAUCCUCGUCGAACUCUGCCACAGCCGCCCAGGGCAGGCAGGGCAGCUAUCUGGGUAUGGCACCAAUGGGAGGAAUGGGCCCUGGUGGCCCUGGAGGUCCUGGAGGUCCCUACAGCCAGCAACCAGGCAGCAACUCUGGGAGGAUGACACCGCAGGGACCCCCCUACAACGCCCCAAACUCUGGCCCCAUGAUGAUGCCAUCAGAGGGGAUGGGUGCUCAUCCAGAUGCCAAGCAGAGGGUUGAGCUCAGUAAAGAGGGCGUCUGCCCUGCAGCCGAACCACCCAAACCCAAGGACAGCUACAGCUCUCAGUGUGUGUCCAAGCCCCCCACCCCCUCCCCCAUGUCCCCCAGCUCAGCUAGUCUGUCCUCCUGUCACGGGGAGGACAGUGAUAGCAUUAGCAGCCCCGCCUGGCCCAAGACGUCCACCAGCCCUAAGCCCAGUGUGGCCACCAUGACCAACGAGAAGAUCGCCCUGCUGUAUGAGAUGGGCUCUGAGCCGGAGAGGAGGCUGUGGGUGGACCGGUACCUGUCCUUCAUGGAGGAGAGGGGGACGCCCGUCCCAAACCUGCCCGCCGUGGGAAAGAAACCUCUGGACCUCUGCAGACUGUACCUGGCUGUCAGAGAGAUCGGAGGUCUGGCCAUGGUGAAUAAGAACAAGAAGUGGAGGGAGUUGUCGUCCCAGCUGAACGUGGGGACGUCCAGCAGCUCGGCCAGCUCUCUGAAGAAGCAGUACAUCCAGUACCUGUUCGCCUACGAGUGCAAGGUGGAGCGAGGAGAGGAGCCUCCACCUGAAGCCCUGGGACCUGCUGGAGACACCAAGAAACCUCCGUCACUCCAGGCCAAGAUCCAGCCUCCCUCCCCAGCCAACUCGGGCUCCCUGCAGGGCCCCAACACGCCUCAGUCCAGCAGCAGCUCCCUGACCGAGGCCCCCGGAGACCUGAAGCCGCCGACCCCGGCCUCCACCCCGCACAGCCAGAUGGGCCCGCAGCCUGGAAACAGGAACAUGGGAGGAGUGAGCGUCCAGGACCCGUUCUCUGAAGGCAGCGAUCCAGCCUUCCACAACAAGCGAGGCCCGGGACCCGGCGGUGCCCCCUACCAGCAGGGAGGAGGAGGAGGAGGCCCAACAGACCCCUCCAUGAGGAUGCAGUAUGAGGCCAACAAAGACCCCUAUGGAGGACCGAGGAAAGCUCCGGGGCCCGGCGAGGCUUUUGGUCCCGGUCAGAUGCCCAGUGGUGCCAUGCAGGACAUGUACCCCCGUGGGCCGCCCUCGGGGCCCCUGACGGGGAUGGGCCCCAGACCACAGUACCCCUACGGCCCCGGCUACGAGCGGAGGCCGGAUCAUGUGAUGGGGCCUGACGGAGGCAUGGCGCCCCCCGGAGGUCAGAACAGCAUGGGUCCAUCCGGAAACGAGGCCGGCAUGUACCCGAACAGAUACCCGCCCCAGAGGCACGGACACGACGGUUACGGGCAGCAGUACCCUCACGGCAUGGCCUACAGUUCCCAUCAGCCCCUGUACCCUCAGCAGCAGGGCUACAAGCGCCCGAUGGAGACGCUGUAUCCGCCGGCAAAGCGUCACGAAGGCGAGGCGUUCGGCGCGCAGCAGUUCGGCGCUCAGCAGCCCGACAUGUUCGGCCCGUACGGUGGAGGAGGCGGCGGGGGCUACAUGGGUCCAGAGCGGCGGCCUGUUCAGGGUCAGUACCCGUACCCAUACCCUCGGGACCGGCAGGGACCCCCGCAGCACGGCAUGAUGGGUUCAGGAUCGCCGGCGGUGUCUGGGGGGCCUGGGGAGGGGCCGCAGACCAACAUGUGGCACCCCAGGACGGACAUGGGCUACACGUACAGCCGGCAGGGCCAGGGCCCCCCCUACCCCAGCAUGGGCCGAGGGGACGACCCGGAGGGCAGGGCCCCCCAGGACAGCCAGUGGCACCCCGGCGGCCCUCCAGGCCAACGCCAGCCGCCGUACCCGCCCCACUCCUCCUCCCCCUCAUGCCCCCCCUGCCUCCGACAGCCCCCCCCUUCCUCCUUCCAGGCCACGCCCACCGCCCCGAACCAUGUGACCCGCUCUCUUAGCCCCUCCUCCUUCCCUCGGCCCCUGGGGGGCUCUCUGUCCCCGAACAGCGCCCCCUACCUGCCGCCCUCCAUGAAGAAGCCGGGUCACCCCGGCGGCGCCCCCCCGCCCGCUCAGAGCCUCCACCUCCUCCACAGAGAGGUCAGCUUCCCGCCCAGCUCUGUGGAGGCCACGCACCCCAAACUGAAGCCACGGCGCCGGCUCACCGCCAAGGACACGGGAACCCCGGAGGCGUGGCGGGUGAUGAUGUCACUAAAGUCCGGCCUAUUAGCAGAGAGCACCUGGGCUCUCGACACCAUCAACAUCCUGCUGUAUGACGACAGCACGGUGGGCUCCUUCAGCCUCACACAGCUUCCCGGUUUCCUCGAGCUCGUCGUCGAGUAUUACCGCCGCUGCCUCAUCCAGAUCUUUGGCAUCUUGGAAGAGUACGAGGUGGGAACAGAGGGCCAGAGGAGCCUGCUGGGACCUCCACCCGACCCGCCCAGAGAGGAGGAGGAGGAGGAGCUGAAGGAGCCGCCAGCCGCCACCUUCGAGUCGAACAGCCAAUCAGCUGAGGAGCAGAGGAUACCAAGGAGGGCGGUGGAGGAGACGGAGGCAACACCACCGCUUCUCACAGCUGCACCCGCUGCCGACGCCAACAAGGAGGCGAAAGAUGGUGAAGCUGUCGUCAGAGAGGAGGUGGAGGUGAAGGAGGAACACCAGGAGCAGGCGGAGCCCCGCCCACCACAGUCCAGCAAGUAUGACAAGCUGCCAAUCAAGGUGGAGGAGAAGGGGCAGGAGUGGGAGGAGGUGGAGCAGCGCUGGGCCGAGCUCAGCCGACCAAACGGCUUCAUCAGCGGCCUCCUGCACUGGAAGGCCGGAGGAGGAGACUCCACAGCUCACAUCCAGACGGGAGACACCACCCCCCCAAACCGGCCGGCGGAGAGAGGAGGAGGAGGAGGAGGAGGAGGAGGAGGAGGCAGGGAGGAGGAAGCAGAGGGAGGCCAGGACAACCUGCCAGCCAAUGAGGAGACACCACCUGAGACACAAGAAGGCUCCCGGUCCGAGGUCGGAGGUCAGAGGUCACUGCAUCAGAGUCCCAUCAGCCCUCUGGAGGACGAGCCUCGCUGCUGGGACGAGGCUCCGCUGUCCACGGCCGAGUCGUGGCAGGACUCUCUGGCCAAACGCUGCGUCUGCAUCUCCAACAUCGUGCGCGGCCUCUCCUUCGUCCCCGGCAACGACGCCGACAUGUCUCGCCACCCGGGCCUGGUGCUGAUCCUGGGCCGACUGGUGCUGCUGCACCACCACCACCCUCCCAGGAAACGUACGCCGCCCAGCUACCAGCGGGAGGAGGAGCAGGGUCUGGCCUGCAGCCGGGACGAGUGGUGGUGGGACUGCCUGGCGGCGCUCAGGGAGAACACGCUGGUGACGCUCGCCAACAUGUCGGGCCAGCUGGACCUGUCGCUGUACCCCGAGAGCAUCUGCCUGCCCAUCCUGGACGGGCUGCUGCACUGGAUGGUGUGCCCGUCCGCCGAGGCCCAGGACCCGUUCUCCACGGCGGGCGGCUUCUCCUCGCUCACCCCUCAGAGACUCGUCCUGGAGUGUCUGUGCAAGCUCAGCAUCCAGGACUGCAACGUGGACCUGCUGCUCGCCACGCCGCCCUUCAGCCGCCAGCAGAAGCUCUACGCCACGCUGGUGCGCCUCGUGGGCGAGAGGAAGAGCCAGGUGUGUCGGGAGAUGGCGGUGGCUGUCCUGUCCAACCUGGCGCAGGGUGACCCGACGGCGGCGCGCACCGUCGCCCUGCAGAAAGGCAGCGUGGGAACUCUGAUCGGCUUCCUGGAAGACAGCGUGGCGAUGGCUCAGUACCAGCAGAGCUCGCAUGCCAUGCUGCACGCCUCCGCCGCCGCGCCGCCGGAGCCUCCGAGCAUCAACAUGAUGUGCCGCGCUGCCAAAGCGCUGCUGGCCAUGGCGAGGGUGGAGGAGAACCGGGCGGAGUUUGUUCUGUACGAGAGCCGGCUGCUGGACAUCUCGCUGUCGGCCGCCCUCAACUCCUCGGUGGCGGCGAUCAUGUGCGAAGUACUGUUCAAAAUCGGCCGCUCGUGACAUGAACACCGCCACGGAGCACGCUCAGUGGCGCUCGAAGCAGCUGGCUCCUAUUCUAUUUUUAUUUAAAGAACAGAACACAAAAGUUUUUACAUACAAAUGAAUAUAUAUAGAAUAUAUAAAGCUCCUCGGCUCCAUCCGCAAAAUGUUUAUUUGGGAUUUUUAAGUAAUUUUAAUACAAAAAUAUUUAAUACUUGUAUUUUUAAUUUUUUAUUCUUUUGUUUGUCGUUUUUUUUUUUUUUUUAUUUUAACCAAAGUGUGACGCGGAGAUCGAACGCUCGGGUUCUGGCGCUCUUUUUAAAACGUGGUCGUUUGUUUGGUUUUUGGGGGCGGGGCUAGUUAGAAUUUGGAGGCGGGGUCAGAUUUAUUUAAAACAGUGACACGUUGUAGAUAGGAGACACUGAUGUUCAGUACUUUGUUUUGGUGCAAUAGGUUUGUUUUUUUACUUUAAAUGUGAAUCAUCGACCAUCCGCAGUUUGACCAUCAGUAUUUUUGCCGAACCACAAACAGUAUCAAGCGUCACUUUCUGUUUUUUAAGAACUUCCUGUCCUCCACCGGUCACAUCCAGAUCUCCCUCCUCCGUCGUCCUCCUGUAAAUAGACGAUGUACAUUUGACUCGGUGAAUUCUCGUCAUUUCUAAUCACGACUCUGCUCACCUGAACGUUUGGUUUCUCUCCCCGGCAGGUGAAGACUUGUUUCUGUAUUUAAGGAAGAAGUUUGUUUUUGUGGGGGGCGGGGUCUGAUCGGGGAGGGUGUGUUUGAUUUCAGAGACUGUAUGUACAGGUGUUUUGAGGGGGGCGGGGCUGUACUCAUCAUGUCGCUAACUGACACAACUUCAAAAACAGUUAUAACAAAUGUAAAGAGAAAAAAAAGGAGAACAUCUACAUCCUGUUUGAUUUGACAGACGUUGUUUCUUCUUCGGUAUGAGAUCUUUCUAUGUUCCACAACAAGAAUAAACGUACAUGAACUCUGA
Larimichthys crocea (large yellow croaker) is the source of this 7567-nucleotide messenger RNA. It is a transcript of the gene arid1b, whose product is annotated as AT-rich interactive domain 1B. Gene Ontology annotation, molecular function: DNA binding; nucleosome binding. Gene Ontology annotation, cellular component: nucleoplasm; brahma complex; SWI/SNF complex. NCBI's taxonomy places the organism in Eukaryota, Metazoa, Chordata, Actinopteri, Sciaenidae. The record is from RefSeq and is a predicted model, not a curated record. Gene Ontology annotation, biological process: chromatin remodeling; regulation of transcription by RNA polymerase II; positive regulation of DNA-templated transcription.